AUGGAUUGCAAUUACGAUUGUGUGAUACUACACAAUGGUGUACGAAUGCCGCAACUUGGCCUUGGAGUAUGGCGGGCUGAGGAUGGAGAGGAGACCUCCCGUGCGGUUCGGUGGGCUAUUGAGGCUGGUUACCGUCACAUUGACACUGCUUCCUUCUACAAGAAUGAGGGAGGCGUGGGCCAGGGAAUCCGGGACUCUGGUAUCCCGCGUGAAAAAGUAUGGAUUACGACUAAGCUGUGGAAUGCAGAUCAUGGCUAUGACAAGGCACUUGCUGCUUUUGAUCGUAGCUGUAAGUUACUGGGUGUGAAUUACAUUGAUCUCUACUUGAUCCAUUGGCCAGGGAAAAGCAAAUAUGUGGAAACAUGGAAAGCACUAGAAAAACUCUACGAAGAUAAAAAAGUUCGAGCUAUAGGUGUCUCGAAUUUUGAGCCACAUCAUCUCACUGAAAUUCUCAAAAAUUGCAAAAUUCGACCAAUGGUAAACCAGGUAGAGCUACAUCCUUUAAUGCAACAGCAUGUAGUACGGAACUUUUGCAAGCAACAAGGUAUAAUCGUCACUGCUUGGUCUCCACUUGGGAAAGGGGGACGAACUGGAAUGCUUGAUAAUCCUGUAUUAUGUGAAAUUGCCAAGAAACACAAUAAGAGCUCAGCACAGGUUGUUAUCCGUUGGGACAUUCAAAUGGGAAUUGUAACAAUUCCAAAGUCAACAAAUCAAAAUCGUAUUCGAGAAAAUUUUAAUGUGUGGGACUUUAAACUCACUGAAGAAGAAAUGCAGCAGAUUGCUAAACUGAAUGAAAAUAAGCGUAUCGGUGGCCACCCUGAUGAAUUCUUCCCAGAUGGGGAAUAA
Molecule: messenger RNA, 846 nt
Organism: Trypanosoma theileri
Lineage: Eukaryota; Euglenozoa; Kinetoplastea; Trypanosomatida; Trypanosomatidae
Product: prostaglandin F synthase
Exons: 1
Coding region: 1-846 (281 amino acids)
Molecular function (GO): oxidoreductase activity
Source: RefSeq, a predicted model, not a curated record